Scophthalmus maximus (turbot) is the source of this 5357-nucleotide messenger RNA. RefSeq lists its product as uncharacterized. Gene Ontology annotation, biological process: regulation of transcription by RNA polymerase II. The record is from RefSeq and is a predicted model, not a curated record. The coding region runs from base 110 to 4516 and encodes 1468 amino acids. Gene Ontology annotation, molecular function: RNA polymerase II cis-regulatory region sequence-specific DNA binding; DNA-binding transcription factor activity. Lineage: Eukaryota; Metazoa; Chordata; Actinopteri; Pleuronectiformes; Scophthalmidae. The transcript has 6 exons.
AACAAAGGUGUCACGGUGAUGCGGAUCCCUGCCAGCGGCUCGUUGACAAGACCAGUUUAGCCCCCUUUUUAGCCUGUAGUUUAGCUCACAUCCGGCGGAUUCGGUGAAAAUGUCUUCGGUUUUGUUCUUCAGAAAGUUCGUCAAUGAGCGACUGGGGGCGGCCGUGGAAGAAAUACUAGGAGCCUUCGAGAAAACAGUGGUCGAGUACGAGGAGCAGCUCGACCGUCAGCGCAGAAUGCUGGACGCCGUGUUGAAGCCCGGGAUCAAGCCGCACGACAGAGACGUAUCACAGUCGUUCACCUGUAACGAGGAGGUUCUCCUGGACCAGCAGAAGCUCUGUAACCACAGGAGGAACUCAACUCUGAACCAACACAACCCACAGACUAAAGAUGUGCUGGAGGAUCUGCUACAAAGGCAGGACCCUGAUUUGUUACGACCUGCUCGUGACGGAAGUGAUUACACCGAAGAACAGAUCUUGUUUAUGGAUCCUGAACAAAGUCAGAGUGCAGCAGGAAACUCUCACGUCGCUAAAAGCCGAGACCACGGAAGAGGAAGCCAGAAGAGUGCAAGUCUUCACCAGACACCAGAGAACAAACAUUUCAAAUGUAUCUAUUGCACAGAGGAGUUUCACGAUUUCUUGCAGUUAAAGAAUCACACGAGGACCCACUCUCACGAAAAAGGUUUUAACCGUGACACCUGUGGCAAGGGGUUCACCCAGAGGGCUAUGAUGAGGAAACACACGAUGAGUCACACAGCUGUGAAGCCCUUCACGUGCGGCGUCUGCGGAAAGGAAUUCAACUGCCAAUCGAAUCACAUCAGCCACAUGAAAACUCACACCGACGAGAAGCCGCACAUUUGCGCCACCUGCGGCAAGAGUUUCAGCCGCGGCGCAGACCUGAGGAGGCACACCCGGACGCACACGGGGGAGAAGCCUUACAGCUGCGCCUACUGCGGGAAGGAGUUUUCCUACCACUCGACUCUCACCAAUCACGUCCGGGUGCACACGGGGGAGAAGCCCUAUAAAUGUAUCUGGUGUGGAAAAAGGUUUGCUAUCAACACCACAUUGAAAAUACACACCCGAGUGCAUACGGGAGAAAAGCCGUACACGUGCGACCUGUGCGGGAGGAAUUUUGCCCACAACACAGGCCUGAGGUUACAUAGAAGGACUCACGCAGGAGAGGAGCAGCAGAGCGGAAAUCCCUUUGUGGUUCCGCCUCAAGUCGCCUGCCUCUACGCGGUGGACAUGUUCGCUGUGGAGAGUUUGAGACAGUCGAUCGCAGAGAGACUCGCCGCAGCCGCCGAGGACAUUCUGGGGGUUUUCGAAGUGACGAUCUCGGUGUACGAGCAGGAAGUGAAGCGCCAGCGCGAACUGCUGGACUCCGUGUUGAAGCCCGAGAUUAGGCUCCGCAGGACAGAGCUUGCACAGCAACAUGUCUGCAACGAGGAGGGACGACCAGCAGCUGACCAGCAGCUCUGCAACCGCGGGAGGGACGAAGAAGAGCCUCCACAAAUUAAAGAGGAGCAGGAGGAGCUCUGCACUAGUCUGAAAGGAGAGCAGCUUGCACUGAAGCAGGAGGAAGAUUUCUUUAACUCAAAUCCUACCUGUGAGCACAGUGAAGACUCGACUCAGAUUUUUACUUGUGAUCAGCAUCACAGUGCGGCAGAAGAAGAGCCUCCAGACAACAAUGCUACAAAAAGGGUAAGAUCGGAAUCGGGAAGCUUUGGAGUAUCUGAACCAAACAAUCGGCACCGGAUCCCCUUUCAAAGGGGCCAUAGAAAGGCAGCGAAACCAAAGAUGAAAGAGAGGGGGACCUCAACAUCGACUAGAGACGUCAAGCCGAAACUGAAGAAGGAACAGAAUAACCAAGAGCACAGACGCGGAGAAAACACAGAAUCAAUUAGUAAUCCUCAGCCCAUGCAAAAUGCAAAAAAGUGCAACGGCAGCUAUACACAGUGUAAAGGUCACACGACUCACGCUGCUGCGAAGCCUUUCAGUUGCAGAGUUUGUGGCAAGGGAUUCCGCUUCAAACGUUAUCUCACGCAGCACAUGUUAAUCCACUCGGGGGACAAGCCCUACUCGUGCAGCAUGUGUUGGAAGAGGUUCCGGCGUUUGGAGCAUUUGCAAAUCCACACGAGGAGCCACACGGGCGAACGGCCGUACAGGUGUGGCUUUUGCGAUAGGGCCUUUUCUGGCAACUCAAGCCUGACGAAACAUGUCAAGUUGCACACAGGUCACAACUACAUCUCGGUUUUAAAUCCAGCGAUGUCGUCUCAGAUGCAGAGCAUGCGACAGUUCGUGUGCGACCGACUGACCGCGGCGGCUCAGGAAAUACUGGGAGCGUUCGAGGGCAAAGUGGAAGAGUACGAGACGGAACUCGCUCGUCAACGCGGACUCUUGGAAACAGUUCUGAGCCGCGAGAACAAGUUGCCGCCGACAGAUCUCUCACAGACUGUCCUGUUUAACCAAAAGGCGAGUUCCGCUCUGGGCCAUCCAGAUGUUCCACAGGUUAAUGAGGAACAUGAGGAAGUGUCCAUCAGUAAAGACGGACAGCGGCAACAGGAGACUGAUGCCUCUAACUUGACUUCCACUUGUGAGGGACGUGUCCGCAGUGAUCAGUCUCAGCCUUUGGACACUGACCAACCUCAGACAGCUGCAGAGAAAGAUCCUCUUCCCAGCAUCUCAAACAGAGAUACAUUGUCUGGAUCCCACAGGGAGAGUUCUUCAGUAUCAGCGCCAAACAGCGACAGACACCUCCUCUCUCAAAACUCUUGUGUAGCUGAGAGCCAAGUUGCCAUAACUUCUAACCAUGGAAGUGCAACACCAGACAGACACACCGAGUCGGCACCAAAUGAUAAGAGCAACCAGGAGAGCACAAGGUCGGCCAAAAAUACUGAGCAAACAUCAGAUAAGAAACGUAAUGGCGAGAACACUGUGUUAACCAGUUGUACCGAGCUAACAACAACUGAGAAAAGCAGCGGUGACACUACAACAUCAACUCGAGGUACUGGGUCAACACCAAAAGAGACAUGUAACAAGUUGACUAAUAUGUCAACUAGAAGUACUGAGCCAACACCUGACCAGACAUGUACCGAGUUGGCCAAAACACCCGUUGCGAUUACUGGGCCGACGCAAAAUGAGAAAGGCAACGACGACAACACAACAAGAACUGAGCUGACACCAAAAAAGACAUGUAUCAAGUUGACCAACACAUCAACUAGGAGUACAGAGAUUACACCAAAAAAGAGAAGUCAUGAUGAGAAGACGACAUCAAUUGGUGGCACCCAGCCGACGCCAAGUGAGGAACCUAACGUUGAAAAGUCCACCGCGGCCUGUAGCACUGCGUCAACACAAAACACAGACCCGAAAGAAAAAGAAAAGACACAAAAGAAGCCCAUUGAUGGGAAAGCAACGUCAACUGCAUGGUCUAAAUCAACACUCGGCAAGAAACGCACCAGCGAGACAACAUCAAACAGAAGUACAAAGCCAACGCCACAUAGGGAUCGUAGCGGAGAGAAAGUCAAUGAUGGGAAAACAUCAACCACAAGUAACAAGCCAGCCGCCACUAAGAAACGUAAUGAUGGAAACACGACGUCUACGAGACGUAACGAGCCAACACCAAGCAAGAGAAAAAAGGAUGGCAGCUCUGACACAACACCAAAUAAGAGGCGUAAGGAAGACAGGCCAAUGGCGACCAGGAGUUCAACGCGAACUCAAAGUCAGCAACGCGACGAUGAGAGUUCAUCGACAAACGGAAGCACCAACCCAAGACCCGAGAACAGGAAUGAUGGGAAAACAUCGAGCGACAUUGUCGAGGACGACGAAAACCCUUACAAGUGUGACCGGUGCGGCAAAGUGAUGACAAAUUUCAAAAACUACAAGUUUCACAUGAAGUCCCACACCGUCGCCAAGACGUUCAAAUGCGACACUUGCGGGAAGACGUUCAGGGAGAGCUGGGAUUUGAAUAAGCACGCGGUGACCCACUCCGCGGAGAAGCCCUUCAAGUGCGAGGUGUGCGGCAACGGAUUCAACCGGCGCUACAACCUGGACCUGCACCUCAGGGUUCACACGGGCGAGAAGCCGUACAAGUGCGCCAGCUGCGACAAGAGCUUCAGCUCGUGCGUGAACAUGAAGAAGCACGCGAGGAUUCACACGGGCGAGAAGCCGUACACGUGCGGCGACUGCGGGAAGGAGUUUGCGGAUUCGUCGUCCUACAAGAUCCACCUGCGGGUGCACACGGGCGAGAAGCCCUUCAAGUGCACCGAAUGCAAGAGAAAGUUCGCGACCCGGACGACUUUGAAAAGGCACACGCGGACGCACACGGGGGAGAAGCCGUACAAGUGCAACGUGUGCGAUAAGGCGUUCGGUCACAAGACAGACCUGAAGGGACACCUGAGGAUACACACCGGCGAGACGCCUUACAAAUGUGGCACCUGCGGGGAACAAUUCUCCACCUGGUCAAAACUCAACAAGCACAAGAGCGCCCACACAAGUGAUGCAGAAGGCACCACUGCUUAGAUAAAAUGGCGAUUAUGGCACAACAUACUUGAUAAGAGUAAAUGAAUUGCACUGAAGUAGAACUGCUACUGGAAUUGCAAGGGUUCAUUUUGUUUGAAAAAGGCUUUUCACUGAUUUAGCAUUUCAUUCCUACAGUUAAAUGUUGUCUGUCCGCAUCGACUGACAGUUAAAGGAAAGUGCCAAUCGAUGCAGAGGAACCAGAGAUCUUUCCUUUUUUUAUUCCGUACAUUCUAAUGCCCUCCGUCAUAAUCUGUUGCCUACAUUUCCCACGAUAAAACACAAAUGUUAUGCUGGUUCUGGCUGAUUAAAGUAGCCUGGAGCCGCUUGCUUUAAGCGGCCUCAGUUUGUUUCAUUAUUGUGAGCAAUUGCUCACAUUGGUUGUUGAUAAAUGUAUAUAACUGUGUGAUUUUUUACCAAAAGUCGGUAUUGUGGGAAAGCUGAUCUGCCUGCUACUUGGGCAGAUGUGGAAGAUGUGUAUUGUCUGUUGUCCAGUGGCUGCCUCUGAUCUCAUUGCAAUUUAUGAAUCUGUGGAACGAAACAAAAAAGGGAGAAAAGAACGAAAAAACCUGCAAUAAUGAUUUUUAUCUCUGGGAUUGAGAUGAUUUUUCAUGUUCAUGUUUUUUUCGUUCUUCAAGUAUUGUAUAGUAAAUAGUAUUUAUAAAACAAUUUGUAUAUUUUUUGUGUAGAUAAAUAACAGCUGCUGUCUGAGGUAUAACACCUGAUCAACAGGUGACCUACUUGUGGGUCCCAUUCUGCCAUCUGGUGGACAUUUAUAAGCCUGCAUCAUCAAAAGUUAUAAUUUUGUUGACAAUAUUAAUUUUAAUAAAAAAACUACUCUAUA